UGAAUAACCAACCUGAUUAAUUUAUAUAGCUAUGUUAUUCACCUGGAAACUGGAGAUGACCAUACUGAACAUAAUCUUAUAAUAAUAAUGAUAAUAAAAUGUACAAAGUGAGCUGCACAGACAGGGUAGAGGCGAAGCACGUGCAUGGUGUUGGGUAUCAGGAGUCUGUUUAAGAUUUGCUCAUGGACGCUUGUGUAAUAUAGAUUACUUAAGAGUCACCUCCUCUUUAGCUUCCUGGACAAUAUUUUUUGCCUCUCUCUCUCUCUCUCUCUGUCUCUCUCUCGCACACACACACACACGAGAGGAACUAUGCUUGUGCGAUAGGCAGAUGAUCUCCUCGUUGAGAUCAGUGAGAUCAGUGAGCGGUUAAGAAGAGUUCCUGUUGUAUCGCACGCUUCUUCUGGAUUGGCGGAUCGAUCCGGUUUGUGCGCCCUCGCGCCACACCGUGACAUUGGCGACGCCGCGCGCUCAACAGACUGGCGGGCUGCUGCUCGGGAACUAUGGAGGAGAAAGCGAAGGGUGACAGCGCCAAGGACCAAGACGCAACCUCUGCACCGUAUCAGCGGAGGAUUUGGAAGAAUUUCCAGGACAAGACCAGACCGUUUUUGAGCCCGAAACUCGGCUCGGAAAGACGCAGCGCGGACGUGAAGAAAGAGAGCGGCUUGUGGAUGUUCAAGCGGAAAAAGAAACCGGUUCUGGACCGCAUCUUCUCAUCCUCUCAGCCGAACCUCAGCAGCUCGAGUCCGGGGUCUGUCCAAGGCGACAGCGCGGGACCGAGCUGCAGUGAAGGACCGGGGAAGUCCUCGCUCGCUGCUGUGGAAAGAGCUACUGCAGUGACACACAUGCACACACAUGAGGUUUCGGUGUCGGCCCACGGCAGCCCGCGGCUCAGUGUGGCUCAUUUAACCGCGUCUCAGCCCAAAAGCUCGUCCUUGGGCUCGGCGUGCUUCGAGAAGCUCGUGCUGAACUCAGCGGACGUUUCCGGUCAGGACAAGCUGAGCAAAAACCCCAGCGAUUCGGGCAUCAACACCGUAGUGCCGAGUAAUGCAGAUCCGCCUGCCCUCGUCAGCCCCGGGAUGUACCAACUGGACAUCGUGCUGAAGAAAGGCAUCAAUCUUGCCAUUAGGGACAGAGGAGGCACCAGUGACCCUUAUGUGAAGUUUAAGAUCGCAGGGAAAGAGGUUUUCCGCAGCAAGACCAUUCAUAAGAACCUGAACCCGGUAUGGGAUGAGAAAGUGACCCUGCUGGUGGAUAAUAUAAGAGAACCACUCUAUGUUAAGGUGUUCGACUAUGACUUUGGCCUGCAAGAUGACUUCAUGGGCUCUGCACAUCUUUACCUGGGGUCCCUGGAACAACAUAGGUCCCUGGACGUGACCCUUGACCUAAAGGACCCCCACUAUCCUGAUCAUAACUUGGGCUCUCUGGAACUGGCGGUCACGCUCGCUCCUAAAGAAGGGGACAUUAGGGAAACCACCAUGCUUUUGAGAAGGAGCUGGAAAAGAUCCAGUAAGUACCAGAGUCUGAGGUUAUCAGACGUCCACAAGAAAUCCCAGCUGUGGAGAGGAAUUGUCAGCAUCAGUUUAAUCGAGGGUCGUAACCUCCAGCCAAUGGACGCUAAUGGCUUGAGUGACCCGUACGCCAAAUUCAGAAUGGGCCACCAGAAGUACAAAAGCAAGACAAUACACAAAACGCUGAACCCUCAGUGGAGAGAACAGUUUGAUUUCCAUUUGUACGACGAGGGAGGCGGCUUUAUAGACAUCACUGUGUGGGACAGAGACGCCGGCAAGAGAGACGACUUCAUGGGCAGGUGUCAGGUGGACCUCUCUCUCUUGUCUAAGGAGUGCACGCACAAGCUGGACCUGCCGCUGGAGGAGGGCGAGGGCAUGCUGGUGCUACUGGUCACCCUCACCGCUUCAGCCGCCGUCUCCAUCUCGGACCUUUCUGUCAACAUGCUUGACGACCCACAAGAGAGGAGAGGGAUUCUGCACAGAUAUAGUCUGCUGAGAUCCUUUCACAACAUUAAAGAUGUCGGUGUAGUGCAGGUGAAAGUCAUCCGGGCAGAGGGACUAAUGGCAGCUGAUGUUACAGGCAAGAGUGACCCCUUCUGUGUCGUGGAGCUCAGCAAUGACCGUUUACAGACACACACCGUGUACAAGAACCUCAACCCAGAGUGGAAUAAAGUCUUCACAUUCAACGUGAAAGACAUCCACUCCGUGCUGGAGGUUACGGUCUACGACGAAGAUCGGGACCGAAGCGCUGACUUCCUCGGCAAAGUUGCUAUUCCGCUGCUAAGUAUCCAAAAUGGUGAACGGAAAGCUUACGCCUUGAAAAGCAAGGAGCUGACAGGGCCAACAAAAGGGGUCAUCUUUCUCGAAAUAGACGUGAUUUAUAAUGCUGUUAAAGCGGGACUUAGGACGCUGAUACCCAUCGAGCAGAAAUAUAUCGAAGAAGAGCCUCGAGUUUCCAAACAGUUGCUACUGCAGAACUUUAACCGAGUGCGGCGCUGCUUCAUGUUCCUCAUUAACACUGGCUGCUACAUCAACAGCUGCUUCGAGUGGGAGUCUCCUCAGAGGAGCAUCUGUGCCUUCCUCCUCUUCAUCGUGGUGGUGUGGAACUUUGAGCUCUGCAUGAUCCCGCUGGCUCUGCUGUUCCUGCUGGCCUGGAAUUACGUCCUCAUCGCUUCGGGAAAGGACAGCAGACAGGGAGACGUGCAAGCAGUGGAGGAUUUGCUGGAGGGUGAGGAUGAGGACUUUGACAGAGAUGACAAGGUGCCGGGCUCUGCCCCCUCCAAUGAUGGCCGUCUGCCCGGAAGCCAUAUCCUUGAGGAUAUUUUGGCUUCCUGGCAUUUUGAAUGGAUUCGCGUGAUGGUGGACUCGGAGAGAAAAGGACUCAUCGACAAGCUGUACGCCAUUCAGGAUGUUUGCAUCAGUGUGCAAAGUGCGCUGGAUGACGUGGCCUCCUAUGGCGAGAGAUUAAAGAAUACUUUCAAUUGGACUGUGCCUUUUCUCAGCUGGCUGGCCAUCGUGGCACUGUGUGUGGCCACCCUUAUCGUUUACUUCAUUCCUCUCAGAUACAUCGUCCUGGCCUGGGGGGUGAAUAAAUUCACGAAGAAGCUGCGAGACCCAUACAACAUUGACAACAACGAGCUGCUGGACUUCCUCUCCAGAGUACCCUCCGAUGUGCAAGUGGUGCAGUACCGAGAGCUGAAAGUGGAUCCAAGUCACAGCCCAAACAAGAGAAAGAAAAAUAACCCAGGAUAGCUCUCUUCCUUAUCCCAUGGACUCAGACUUAGCAUGCCAAGGACCUGCACUGAUUUGGACCGGCUAGGUCUUCUUCCUCCCCUUUCUUUCUUUCCUCUCUUUCUCUUUCUCGCUCUCUCUCUAAGACUCUGUUUCUUGACAGAGGAGCACAAAUGGUGAAUGUGAAAACAGAGGAGCACUUUUAAUUAUUGCCAUGAGGGUUUCCGCCAUACUUGUUUACUUUUAGUGCAGAGGAGAGCGUGAAAAACUCUUGACCCCUUUUAGAGUCGUACGGCAGGAGCUAUUUGUCACUGGCUGGCAUCAGGCAGAUGGCUCUAAAAGCCAAGGUGUCCUUCCAGCACAGCAGAGGGAGACCAGAGACAGGGAAUGGCUUCAGCCACAAAUAGCAGGAUCAGCUGAUAAUACCGCCAGCCGCAGUGGCACAUCACGUCUCUAUCUUGGAGGGGAAAUAUGAUGGUUAGGUUGCAGUUUGCACCCUGUAAUUUCCACAAUGUGGUAAGGUUGUGCGCUGAAACCCGACGUCCUCCAGAGCAGUUAUUAGGGUUGUCAGCUAAGCCUCUUUACAGUUCGAUUUAUAGCAGUAACUAAAAUGUUUUUUUUUUUUUGUGUGUGUGUGUUUGGACAACUGCCUGGCUCAAGAGUCAUUAUUUAUUCAACUGGGAUAUUUGUUUUAGGUAAUCAGGUUAUUUUAAGGGGAUGAAUGAUGCAUGCUUGGUUUAUUUGUGGUUUAAAAAAAAA
Ictalurus furcatus (blue catfish) is the source of this 3998-nucleotide messenger RNA. RefSeq names its product multiple C2 domains, transmembrane 1a (gene mctp1a). Gene Ontology annotation, biological process: regulation of neurotransmitter secretion. The transcript has 22 exons. Gene Ontology annotation, molecular function: calcium ion binding. The coding region runs from base 501 to 3260 and encodes 919 amino acids. Gene Ontology annotation, cellular component: synaptic vesicle membrane. NCBI's taxonomy places the organism in Eukaryota, Metazoa, Chordata, Actinopteri, Siluriformes, Ictaluridae. The record is from RefSeq and is a predicted model, not a curated record.